Triticum aestivum (bread wheat) is the source of this 851-nucleotide messenger RNA. RefSeq lists its product as uncharacterized. The coding region runs from base 43 to 726 and encodes 227 amino acids. Lineage: Eukaryota; Viridiplantae; Streptophyta; Magnoliopsida; Poales; Poaceae. The transcript is spliced from 5 exons. The record is from RefSeq and is a predicted model, not a curated record.
ACCAUAGUCCCCCCCUCACGCGGCGGCAGAACACGGCCGGCGAUGGAGCACGGGACGUCAUCGGCGGCGGCGCUCUGGGGGCACGAGCACCUCCCGCUGCUGGCCCGCGCGCGCUCCAAGGACUCGGUAGAGUACAUCCUGCAGGCCCUUUGGCGCACCCGCCGCACCGGCCUCGACGCCGCCGACCGCGCCAUCGUCCGCGACAUCCUCCAGCUCCCCUCCGACUCCGAGCUCGACCCCCUCUUGGUGUGCCUCAGGAUACUGACCCGCAGGUGCGUCCAUGACAACAUCGCGAAGGAGGAGAUUCCGAAGCUUUUCCCUGCAGAGGUGCUGCCCGAGCUGCAAAGGCUGCUCACUUUGCUCCUGCAGAAGUUUCAGCCGGAGUGGCGAGAGGACACCUUAAAGGAUCAGGCAUCCGCGGCGAAUUCGGGAACAACAAAAGGCCAUUUGAGUAAAAAUCAAGACGCGUCAGAGCAACCAGCUACUACACAGCUUCACUGUGGUACAUCAUCAGCAAAGGUGUCGUCUGAAUCAGGAGAGAAAGAAGGGAAGCUACAGUUAGCUAAGGAUUCCUUAGACAAAAUGCUCAACGAUGUAUACCCAGUCAGGGGCAAAGUGUCAAAUGCUGUGAGGCAAUACCAACGGGGGCCAUGGAGAAGCAGCCAGAAGCACUUAGGAAAGGAUGAUUCUAGCGCUUCUUUUUUAGCUCUGAGGGCAUUUUUUUAGCUAUAAGCGACCCAUAUGUAAAUUCACUAGUAGUACCUUUUCCAUUUUUAUUAAAUCAUUGGUAGAUAGCAUCUUUGCAACUAGAAUUAUUGUGUUCUUUAUCAGACAGAAGGCAACUUCUGCCA